AUGGAUCAGUUUGAUCGCGUGAGUCAAGGUGAGUUGAAGGCUCUUGAGGUUGGUGUACUUGGCCGGAUUCCGACGGCGCCACCUUUUCCGCCUUUGUCAAAUUCGCGCUAUUGUACCCGGCGGGAUAAGCAGCAGGUACGUAAUAGAAUGGAAGAGUUAGAAAUUCCUGCUAGGGUCAAAGAUGAAGAAGAAAAAGGCCAUGGUUUUGGUCGACAAUUCCAUUCACCUCCGGGGUUUGAAAGGAAAAAAGAUUCCUCGGUAUCCAACCGCCUGAAAUUGGCUCCACCUCGUCAGAAUGGAGAUUCAUCACUUGUAACCCCAAUGCCCCACCCCAACCUGGAAGGCGAAGAAGGGCUCCAUCGCAAAUCAGCACAACCAAAAAGAACUUCUCAUAGAGAUGAAAUGUUUGUCAAUGACUUGCUUGCUCUUCAUCAGCCAGCUAAUAAGAAGUCCCCAAUUUGUAAAAAAACCCCAGUUGGACAUGGCUCUAGUCAACGAUCUUAUACAUCGCCAGGAUUUGAGAGGAAGAAUGAUUAUCAGGCAGCCAACUCCAUGCACCGUGGAAAUGGAAUUCAGUCUCCACAGCAAGGGGCUCCUCUGUUUGCAAACGUAGCGAUCAUCCCUGACCCUGUAUUCGAAGGCCACGAAGAGUUCCAAAUCCGCCAUCACCCAUCAACACAACCAAAAUCCUCCACUGAUUAUGCCUCCACCUGGCAGCCUAGCUCAGCCAUUUUUGGAUACCCUUCUUCCAGGACUGCUUAUAAUGGCAAUUAUCAAUACCCGCAGCUUCCUCAUGAGAUCUAUUCACAGGCGAAGCAGAGCAAUUAUCUAUAUCCGUUGUUUCCUCAUGAGUUAUACUCUCAGAAACAGACUCAUGAGGCAACCAUUGGGAAUAAUGGAAUGUCCACCAGAUCGUCUCUACCGGGUAGCAGGAAUCCUAAUUGUUCUUCUGCGGAAUCUCCAUCCUUUGAUUCUGUUAUACAAGUCUCGAAAAGUCCUGGAAAGCUAACACAAGAAAUAAAUGGAUAUACAGAUCAGCCCAAGGAUGUCUUACUAUCUUUUCAGCGACUCAAGAAUUGCAUUGGUGGUCUGCCGGAAGAUAUACGUCAACUGGUGUCACCGCUGGUUUCUGAGUGUCAUGACAAACUGGUGAGCCACGUUCUCCGGACUGCUAGUUUGGAGAUUGAAGUUGGUAAGAAUAAUGCAAAAGAGAAUGAACCCAAAUUUGUUUCUAGCAAGAAAGCCACUCAGUUAACCGAACAACAACCAGUAAUGGAGGAAUCAUCAGGGAGUGACGAGAUCGAUGUAAAUGAAGCUGCUAAUCUGCUAAGUGAAAAAUCAUCGGUGGAGAAGAAGAAGUGGAUUGAAGAAGCUGAUCUGCAGAGUGGAGAAGAAGCAUCGGUGACAGAGGAGUCUAGCCUUGUGUUAAGCUUCCUGCUGGAAGAGGACCAAUUGAUUUCUGACGAUACCGCCGGUAAAGGAUCCGAUGAAGAAUCUGAAUCAUGGACUGGAAGUUCCAAGGGUGAAGAUGAUGACUGGGUUUCCCAAACUUGGGAUGAAGGGGAAGUCUCCACUCAUGAAGACCAUGCUCAGCUGGUGGUAGAUUGGGUUUGCAUUUGAUAAUUGAAAAUCCCGGCUUCUUUUUUUUUUAACAAGUUUAAUUUAUUUUCAGUGUUUCCUUCUUUUUUUUUUCUCUAAUUCAAGUUUUUUUUUUCUAACAACCAAUUCAAGUUAAAGUCAC
This is a messenger RNA of Oldenlandia corymbosa var. corymbosa, 1741 nucleotides long. The record is from the annotation of a GenBank genome assembly. NCBI's taxonomy places the organism in Eukaryota, Viridiplantae, Streptophyta, Magnoliopsida, Gentianales, Rubiaceae.